GUCUGAUCGCGGUGUUUGCUCCCUCUGUCCUCCAUUACAGCUCGGCUCCAUCCCCGCUGUACGGCGCAGGCCCGAAGUAGCGCAGCCGCUCUGAGUCAUUUUACAGUGGAUCCAGCUGUGUAGACGAGGUGGACAGUCAUGGAGGAGCACACCGUUCACCAGACAGAACACAUGACCACAAUCGAGGCCAACGCCGUGAGUCAACAGGUCCAGCAGGUACAUGUGGCCACCUUUACUGAAACAUCCAUGUUGAGCGCUGAGGAAGACUCCACAUCCUCACCAGAUGAUGACCCUUAUGACGACACAGACAUCCUCAAUUCGGCUGGGACUGAUGAGGUCACUGCCCACCUGGCUGCCGCAGGGCCAGUUGGCAUGGCAGCAGCCGCUGCUGUGGCAACUGGUAAGAAAAGAAAGAGACCUCACAUCUUUGAAUCCAAUCCCUCCAUCCGCAAGAGGCAACAGACCCGUCUACUAAGGAAACUACGUGCAACAUUAGAUGAAUAUACCACCAGAGUGGGGCAGCAGGCCAUAGUGUUGUGUAUCUCUCCAUCUAAACCAAACCCUGUGUUUAAAGUAUUUGGUGCUGCUCCUCUAGAGAAUGUGGUGAGGAAAUAUAAGAGCAUGAUGUUGGAGGACCUGGAGAAUGCACUGGCAGAACAUGCUCCUGCUGGCGGAGAACUGGCCUCAGAGCUGCCCCCUCUCACCAUCGAUGGCAUCCCUGUUUCUGUGGACAAGAUGACACAGGCCCAGUUGCGAGCGUUUAUCCCAGAGAUGCUGAAGUACUCAACGGGUCGAGGGAAGCCUGGCUGGGGUAAGGAGAGCUGUAAGCCAGUGUGGUGGCCUGAGGACAUCCCAUGGGCCAACGUUCGCAGUGAUGUUCGCACAGAGGAGCAAAAGCAAAGGGUGUCUUGGACGCAAGCACUUCGGACAAUUGUCAAAAACUGCUACAAGCAGCAUGGCCGAGAGGAUUUGUUGUAUGCUUUUGAAGACCAGCAAAUAAACCAGGCAACCACCACCCAGCACCACCUAACUGCUGCACAGAGUAUAGCUCAUCUAGUGCCAUCACAGACUGUAGUACAAACCAUCAAUAACCCAGACGGAACAGUCUCGCUUAUACAGGUUGGCACAGGCCACACAGUUGCUACUCUGGCAGAUGCGUCAGAGUUGCCUGGUGUGACAGUGACACAGGUCAACUACUCCACUGUAACUGAUGGAGAGGUGGAGCAGAACUGGGCCACACUCCAAGGUGGAGAGAUGACAAUCCAAACCACCCAGGCGUCAGAAGCCACACAGGCAGUAGCAUCACUGGCUGAAGCUGCUGUUGCAGCAAGUCAGGAGAUUCAGCCUGGGGCCACCGUCACAAUGGCACUCAACAGUGAGGCAGCAGCUCAUGCUGUUGCAACGUUGGCAGAGGCCACUCUACAAGGUGGAGGGCAGAUUGUCCUGGCAGAAACAGCAGCUGCUGUCGGGGCGUUGGCAGGGGUACAGGAUGCCACAGGUUUGGUCCAGAUCCCGGUCAGCAUGUACCAGACUGUAGUGACCAGUCUCGCCCAGGGCAACCGACCCGUCCAGGUUGCCAUGGCACCUGUUGCCACUCGCAUAGACAACACCGUCACGCUGGAUGGCCAGGCGGUUGAAGUUGUUACUCUGGAGCAGUGAUACUUUCAACGCUGGAAGGAGUAGAAGGCACUGAAUGGUUACCUUUAAGAUUGGAGAUCCUACUGUUUUCCAAGACAUCAAGUUGUGUACAAUGGCAAAUAUAUUUUUAAAUGUACAUCUGCAGGGGAAGUGAAAAGAGUUAUCAGUGAAUUGUGUUUACUAUGUAAAGACAUUGAUUUUCUUGGUGUAUUUUUUCAUUUACUUUCAUGUUUUGUUUUUUUUUAGCUCUGUAAAGUUGAGUGUCUAGUAUUUAUUUCUUUACAGUUCUCCUUUACUUAAAGACAAAGUAAACCAAAAACCCCAGGAGGAAAGCCACCACUGCUUCACAUAGAUUAUGUAAUUAUCAUGGAGUUUUCUUCAUUGGUCUUCCUUGACUUUUAUGUUCUUAGGAUGUAUUUAUAAUUUGGUGCCAGAGUCACAAAUCCCUCGUCUCUGCUUCCUGUAUUCUCGACCACUAUUGGAAAUCUCACCUCUGCACCCUCCACCAUUUCAGCUUCAUACACUCCCAGACAUUUCUCAUGUUAGAAAGUUUCCUCACAAUAUGUCCCAUUGAGUUUUCUGUCUUAUGUGCUUUUCCCUGAGCUGUUUUUUAAUUGUGGUCUGCGCACAUGUCUCAGUUUGUGAAGACUCAGGAUAUAGAUCGAGGUGUUUUUUACUGCUGGAUUGCUGAGCUGACUUCCUGAAGCAGCCAUUUUGUCUACCAAAUCCAAUUAAUUAAGUGCAUGGAUAGGAGCACCCCUUGUUAUUUCUUAACAUAAACUCCUUUGUAUGUCACUUAGUGGUCUGCCAUUUUGUAUGUCAGAAUAAGGUAACACUUGGACAGGAGCUUCAGUAUUUGUGAUUUACAAAUGUCAAAAGCAAUUCUUUAAAUCUUAUAACAAAAAAGGCUUGAAACAACUUCUUUUGAUGCAGCUGUAACACUUUUCACCAAAUGUGUGUAUUUAAAAAAAUAAAGACUGGCUGCUUUUCACCAUGUAUAUUGGCUCUUGGUCAUUGCUACACAUUUAUUUUUGAUUGAAAUCUUACCUAAAUUUCAUUUACAUGAGUACAAAGUGUGUAAUUUGACAUAUUUCAGGGCAGUGACAAAUUGCAGAUUCGUAAUAUUUUUCAGUACUGCUCUCUAAAUGCCCUACUCAGAAAUAAAAUGUAAUCUCACUGUGCAACACAUCUUGCAUUACAUUUUAGAGACUAACCUUGGUGACUUGUAUGUUUUUACUCCCUGGUGACGGAACCUUUAUUAAUGCAGUUUUAAAACUUGCUAAAAAAAAAAAAGUUCUUAGAUUUGCUAGUUACAAUCUUGAAAUCCAACAUGAAGGACUGUUUUCAGAUGCGCAACAGACAAAAAGAAACAGGAAAAUUUCAACACUUUCCAUGCUCUGCUGGUCCUGAUGCAAGUUAGACAUAGGCCAUACAAGCUUUAUAUACUCAUUUAUUUUCAUGUAUAUUGUCCUGUAAUGAUGCCAUGAAGCCCUUUAACCUCCACACUCUCCUCUACAGCUCCCCCACCUCCUCUGUUGUGACAGACAGGGCCAUGAUUACAUCAUAAGCUCCCGAACCUCCUCUGCUUUAAAGCCUGGGAUUUGCUAGCAGGGCCCUUCUGUUGCAGAGUAGAAUGCAGAGAGAAGCAUUCAGGCCUUAAUCUAUCAGGCGUCAGUGUAUAUCCCACUCUUUCUCCAGAUUAGAGCUGAACCAGGUUGUAUUCACACAGAUGAGAAGAUCCCAUUUUUCUUCCUAUUUUAUGCUUGUACCCUUUCCUGUCAUUUUUGAUCAGACCCUUUGUGGUAGCUG
Messenger RNA from Sphaeramia orbicularis (orbiculate cardinalfish), 3447 nucleotides. RefSeq names its product nuclear respiratory factor 1 (gene nrf1). The coding region runs from base 139 to 1659 and encodes 506 amino acids. Gene Ontology annotation, biological process: regulation of transcription by RNA polymerase II. Gene Ontology annotation, molecular function: DNA-binding transcription factor activity. Lineage: Eukaryota; Metazoa; Chordata; Actinopteri; Kurtiformes; Apogonidae. The record is from RefSeq and is a predicted model, not a curated record. The transcript has 12 exons.